AUGAAAUCAGGGGAUUCUUCAAAUGAGUCUCUGUUCCGUGGACGAACUGGAAAAAGUACCUGUCCUGGGCUUGGCCUGUUCUAUGCACUGUUGUCUGCUUUCCUCCUCUCAGUGGUUUCUUUAUUUCUGAAGAUAAUUGAAGAUGUGCAUUCAGUGGAAGCCAGUGCUUUUAGAUGUAUUUUUCAAAUAAUAUUUGUUCUUCCCGGUUUAAUAUACCACAAGACAGGAUUUCUGGGACCAAAAGACAAAAGAGUUUUUCUUUUCUUUCGAGGAUUCCUUGGCUCUUGUGGAAUGAUUCUUCUCUAUUAUGCUUUCCAAGUGAUGCCCCUUGCUGAUGCUACAGUUAUUACUUUCAGCAGUCCAGCUUUUACAACCAUAUUUGCCUGGAUAUUUCUAAAAGAGAAAUGCAAUAUUUGGGAUCUUUUUUUCAUACUACUCACAAUCACUGGAGUUGUGCUUGUUGCAAGGCCGACUUUUUUGUUUGGAUCCACAGUAAUUGUAGGAAACCACGUGGAUCAUCUUAAAGGGACAAUAGUUGCUCUUAUAAGUGCAAUAUGUGCUUCUUCAGCUUUUGUUAUAUUAAGAAAGGUGGGGAAAUCAGUACACUACUUUUUAACCAUUUGGUAUUAUGCAACAAUUGGAUUAAUAAUAUGCAUAAUAACCCUUUUUGUGCUAGAUGCAUGGAGUUUACCUUAUUGUGGCAGAGAUAGGUUUCUCUUAAUAUUAAUUGGACUGUUUGGGUUGGGUGGUCAAGUAUUUAUCACAAAAGCUUUACAGAUAGAGAAAGCAGGACCUGUUGCUGUAAUGAAAACAAUGUCUGUUGUGUUUGCUUUUAUUUUUCAGAUUAUCUUCCUCAAUGAUUUGCCCACUUGGUGGUCAUUUGGGGGUGCUCUUUGUGUAGUUGCUAGCAGCUUUGGGACUGUUAUUUGGAAAUGGAAACAAAGCAAAAAACCACAAACAUAAAGAAUGAAAUCUGACCAGGUGGCUAUUGUGCCAUUGCUGGAAUAGAACAGAUAUAUUAUUUAUUUUAAAUUAUUUAUCUUUGUCAUCAAAGUCUCUUUCAAUAACAACAAUCUAUCAGCAGAA
Heteronotia binoei (common prickly gecko) is the source of this 1086-nucleotide messenger RNA. Its product is annotated as solute carrier family 35 member G1-like. Bases 1 to 963 code for a protein of 320 amino acids. The transcript is spliced from 3 exons. Lineage: Eukaryota; Metazoa; Chordata; Lepidosauria; Squamata; Gekkonidae. Gene Ontology annotation, cellular component: endoplasmic reticulum membrane; plasma membrane. Gene Ontology annotation, biological process: calcium ion export across plasma membrane; regulation of cytosolic calcium ion concentration. The record is from RefSeq and is a predicted model, not a curated record.